AUGUCGGGUUCACUUUCCUUCCCCGGUACCUCGGAAACGGCUGACGCGACAUUAUUCCACGAGAUGUCAACACCGGAUGCACUGGCAACGACGCGUCCGGAGAAACGGCGCAGACUUGAGCGCGUCGCAGCGGCCUGCGAUCUGUGCAAGAAAAGAAAGGUAAAGUGCGACGGUGAGCAACCAUGCGCCUAUUGCACUCGGAAGGAUCGCGCGGCUACUUGUACGUUCAGCGGCCCUCAUGCACGGCCACAAGCGCAUUCUGCCGGUCACACUCCCCUUCACGGUGUCCGUUCCGACGAUAUCCACCGUCAUCACCCCCGUUCAACUGGCCAUACACCUCAUAACCGCGAUCGAGAUGAACAGGACGAUGCUGUGCGACAAAGACUUGAUCGCGAAGCUGCCGAGGAUGGAACAGCACUCUCGCCAACAUUGAGCAGAGAUGAUCAACAAGGCGAUACAGUGGUGCCUCUUGAGGGUCGCAUCCUCCGUGACGCCCAGGGAAAGUCUAUCUUCAUUGGCGACUGCGCCCCGCUGUCUUUUCUACAAACAGUCAGGCACCUCAUCACAUCCGAGGUAGACCCAAGAGCUACUGUCCAGGCCACUCGCGACCCCAUCAUCGAGAUCGCUCGGCCUGAAUCAGCGGGUCAGCCCUCAUGCCCUCCAGUUGAUGUGCGUCAAGUCGACGCACUAGUCGAUGAAUUUAUGGCUGCAAGUAGUGGUCUCGUUCAGCUGUUCCAGCGAGAGGACCUAGCUCCCGAGCUGAAAGCGUGGGCAAGCAGCAGAACCUCGACCCCAGACGAUGCUGCCGCUGCCGUCUUCUAUCUGGUGCUUGCGAUCGGCGCCCAAGAACGAUAUGAAGAGAAGGCGGAAGCCUGGUUCAAUACUGCCCGGGACGUGCUUCUGAAGCAUAUGUGCAGUAGCAUGAAUGUUUCGACUGUCCAAGGCUUUGCCCUCGUAGCGAUCUACAUGCUGCGAGCAUCUCAACCGAAUGGCGCCUACUUGUACUUCUCUUUGGCCGCCCGCGCAGGAUACGCAAUUGGCAUACACCGGACUGAAGUGAAUGCAUCUUUUGGCGAAACCAUUAAGCUGGUGCGGGACCGAAUUUGGAAGAGCAUUCGCGUUACCGACCAAUUGAUCAGCAACGCAUUAGGUCGACCUCCGUCCACAUCAGAUGUCGACUGCACCGUCAAAUACAACACCUUUGAAGACACCACCGAAACCGAUGAUGCUAAUGUACUGGAUGCUAGCGUCCAGAUCUUCAUGAUUAUCGAGCGUGUCGUCGUUGAAGUGUAUUCUCGCAAACGUAUAUCACUACGCAUUGCAGACUAUGUCUCGCGACAAUUGAAGAGCUGGGCGUCCAAAUGGCUGCAGAAGCUAUCUCAUCUUACGACCAGACCUCAUUCUCGAGAAGCCGUAGUGGGUGCCUGCUCCACGCUCUGCUCCUAUUACUACGGCAUCAUGUUACUUACCCGACCUUUCCUCAUCUACGAGUUAUAUGAGUACAUGGGCGCUCCUCUAAAGAGCGGAGGCUCACAAGCUGAUCACCAAGAGAAGCGCAAGUACGCAGAUGCUGCACUUGAUGCCGCAUCGACGUUAGUGGACACACUGCUAGUCGUUACGAUUACAAAGCAGUUGCCUCGUAAGAUGCCACUGAUAGUAUCCUGGCUCUUCACAGCUACACUCGUUCUUGCCGUCGGCAUCCUUGGCGACUCAGGACUCAUGUUAGUGGACAGUUGCAAAGAUGCAAUCACUUGCAUGGACUACUUCGGUCAAGUCGAUCCUCAUGCCCGGCAAUACUCACAGGUCGCGCAAUCGCUGCUCAAGAUUACCACUGCACAUGCCAAGAAGAGAGAGCUACAUCUGCGCCGUAAAAGGAAGCAGGCAUCGUCGGAAUUGUUCGGCCUAUUGCCUGGAGAGUCAACUAGCAUCCCGGCCCAAGUAGACGAAUGCGACGCACAGCUCGGCCACGGGUCGCUGGUCUCCCGAGACUCCGUUCAGCGCCACGUGUCUUCCGCAGCGCCACUCGAUUGGACUAUAUACGAUGCCGACUUCUUUGCCAUGCCAUGGCCGAGUGAGAACGAUCAGGGUCUCCAGGAUUUCCUGCAGCCGGGCACUCACAACCUUGAUGGCGUAUCAGUGGCUGACAUACCGCUUUUCCCCAUCCAUGACCAGCAGAUGGGCGGUGACUUCUUCCCGUAA
Alternaria triticimaculans is the source of this 2199-nucleotide messenger RNA. RefSeq lists its product as uncharacterized. The coding region runs from base 1 to 2199 and encodes 732 amino acids. Gene Ontology annotation, molecular function: zinc ion binding; RNA polymerase II cis-regulatory region sequence-specific DNA binding; DNA-binding transcription factor activity, RNA polymerase II-specific. The transcript has 5 exons. Gene Ontology annotation, biological process: positive regulation of transcription from RNA polymerase II promoter by galactose; DNA-templated transcription. Gene Ontology annotation, cellular component: nucleus. Lineage: Eukaryota; Fungi; Ascomycota; Dothideomycetes; Pleosporales; Pleosporaceae. The record is from RefSeq and is a predicted model, not a curated record.